Molecule: messenger RNA, 1882 nt
Organism: Nematolebias whitei (Rio pearlfish)
Lineage: Eukaryota; Metazoa; Chordata; Actinopteri; Cyprinodontiformes; Rivulidae
Gene: slc16a3a
Product: solute carrier family 16 member 3a
Exons: 7
Coding region: 332-1882 (516 amino acids)
Biological process (GO): monocarboxylic acid transport; transmembrane transport
Cellular component (GO): membrane
Molecular function (GO): monocarboxylic acid transmembrane transporter activity
Source: RefSeq, a predicted model, not a curated record
CGCUGCUCCGGUGCUGAGGCAGGAGGCAGAGCAGGGACUGCCGGCAGCUCCAUCAUCCGUCCUGCUCCUCCGAGUCUUCCAAGACCUCCUUGCUCCUUGUGACCUCGCCCUGUCAUCAUCUUGUUCAUGCAACUACCAAACAUCAACCUGGGUCAGAAAAUACCGAGCACCUCAACCUGUUCCUCUCUCCAGCAAUACUCACCUCAUCUGGAUCACCUUUCCUCUUCCACUGAAAACUUAAGGCCCCAUUCUCUCCCUCCUCUCCAACACAAGCUACAAAACAACCACAACUUCUGUCUCUGUCUCCAUAAGGACACAGCCAUAAAGCACCAUGGGGGGCGUUGCGGUGGAUGUCAGUUCAACAGGUGUGAAGGCACCAGAUGGAGGUUGGGGCUGGGCGGUGCUAGCCGGAUGUUUUGUCAUCACGGGCUUCUCCUACGCGUUCCCUAAAGCUGUUAGCGUCUUUUUCAAAGAGCUGAUCCGGGAGUUUGAUGUUGGCUACAGUGACACAGCCUGGAUCUCUUCUAUACUGCUGGCCAUGCUUUACGGCUCAGGUCCUCUGUGCAGCGUGCUCGUGAACCGCUUUGGCUGCCGCCCAGUGAUGAUGGUGGGAGGUUUGUUUGCAUCUUCUGGAAUGAUCCUGGCAUCCUUCUCCACCAGCAUCAUCCACAUCUAUCUCUCUACUGGAGUCAUUACAGGUCUGGGAUUAGCCCUGAACUUCCAACCAUCUCUAAUUAUGUUGAACCGCUACUUCAGUGAGAAGCGUCCUCUGGCCAAUGGGCUUUCAGCAGCUGGCAGCCCUGUGGCCCUGUGCUGCCUGUCCCCCUUGGGCCAAGUUCUUCAGUACCAGUAUGGAUGGAGGGGAGGCUUCCUCAUUCUUGGAGGUAUUUUGUUGAACUGCUGCGUUUGUGGGGCCCUCAUGAAGCCUCUGGUCCCUCCCAAGUCUCUCCAGAGCAAGGAGCUGGGACAGGAUGAUAACAAUGAACCAGAGGCAGAAGGAAACAAGAAGAAGGCUAAACCCAAACUGUUGGACUUCUCUGUGUUCAAAGACCGUGGCUUCCUUAUAUACACCGUGGCAGCGUCCAUCAUGGUGCUGGGCUUGUUUGUGCCCCCAGUAUUUGUUGUGAGCUACGCUAAAGAGCUGGGAAAUGAAGAUACCAAGUCUGCCCUGUUGCUCACCAUCCUGGGUUUCGUUGAUAUGUUUGCCAGGCCCACGUGCGGCGUGAUCGCCGGACUGAAAUGGGUCCGACCUCGAUGUGUUUACUUUUUCAGCUUUGCAAUGAUCUUUAAUGGAAUCGCUGACAUAAUUGGCUCACAGUCUAAGGAUUACCCAUCUCUGGUGGCUUUCUGCAUUUUCUUUGGCAUCUCUUAUGGCAUGGUGGGUGCAUUGCAGUUUGAGGUUCUGAUGGCAAUAGUUGGUACUGAAAAGUUUUCCAGUGCCAUUGGACUUGUCCUGCUCAUGGAGGCUAUUGCUGUGCUGGUUGGACCACCGGGAGCAGGGCGGCUGCUUGACGCCACCAAGAACUACAUGUACGUCUUCCUGCUGGCGGGAUGUGAAGUGGUGGUCUCAGCUGUGGUUCUGGCUACCUGCAACUUCCUGUUUAUCAAACGGAAGCCCUCUGUGGAGGCAAACAAACUGGAGAGCAUCACAGCAACAGAUGACUGGUCUGAGAAUGUGUGCAGCAAAGGUGCAGAUGUUGACGAGAAAGGGGCUAGAGAGGAACAAGAGAAAGCAGCAAAUGAGGAGGAGGACAAAAACAGGGAGAAAAUGGUUGAGUACAGGCCAAAGAGUAUAACUGUGGACUCACAGGAAGUGGAGAGGUUCCUGAAAGAGCCUCAGCAGAACGGCAGCAUGGCUGCAUGUCCUGAAACAUGCCUAUAG